AUGAUUCAAAUCUUUCAAAGUACUGUUUAUCCACAAGAAUAUCAUGCAGCUAUUUGUAGAGACAUUGAACUAUUUAUCCAACGCUACAACACAUUACAACCCCGACAAUUCAGUUCUAGUGUAGGAAAUUUGAUUGCUAUUUCAGGUUAUCUCCUAUUUAACAUCGGAGGAACACAAAGUUAUGUAAACCUUGAUAUCACAUUAACUCCAAAAUUCCCAAUGAAAUCUCCAUACAUUCAAUUUAGAAUUGAUCCUUCUCAAAUUUGCCCAUCACACGGUCUCACACCUCAAGGUGUUGUUAAUAUGCCUGUUGUACACAACUGGGUAUUCAGACAAUCAACUUUGCUUCAAAUGGGAGAUGAUUUAUAUAGAUUUUUCAUGCAAAACCCUCCGAUAAUGAUCCAGACACCACAGCAAAUACAAGGCUAUGCUAAUGCACCACAACAAAUUGAACAAAAACCGCAAAUUAACGUUGAAGAAUUAAAAGCUGAAGCUUACGAUGAUGCAAAUAAACUAGUUGAAGCAUCUAAUAAAGCACAAGCUGAAUUAGCCUCUGUUUCAACGCAAUACGCUUUAAUGAAACAUCAAAUCGCUUUAUCUCAAAAAGCAAUCGAAGAUUACAGAGCUAGUGUUACAGCACAAGCCACACAAAACUAUGCCCAAGGCUAUGCUCUUAAUCCAGAAGUAGAAAUCGAAUUAAGAUUUGAAGCUUCUCGACAAGCUUAUCAAGAAACAAUUGAAAUAAUCAAACAGAGCUACCAAAAUAAGAGUAUUACAUUCGAUGCCAUGUUGAACGAAAUUCAAAGUUUAUCAAGGCAACAUUUCUUUGAUGGAAUCUCAGAUAAGCUCAAGACAUAUCCGAAAGAGUCAUACACAGCAUAA
This is a messenger RNA of Trichomonas vaginalis G3, 882 nucleotides long. RefSeq names its product tumor suppressor protein 101 family. The record is from RefSeq and is a predicted model, not a curated record. The transcript has a single exon. NCBI's taxonomy places the organism in Eukaryota, Parabasalia, Trichomonadida, Trichomonadidae. The coding region runs from base 1 to 882 and encodes 293 amino acids. Gene Ontology annotation, biological process: endosome to lysosome transport; protein transport; protein modification process. Gene Ontology annotation, molecular function: ubiquitin binding. Gene Ontology annotation, cellular component: ESCRT I complex.